Messenger RNA from Kwoniella shivajii, 2880 nucleotides. RefSeq lists its product as uncharacterized. The coding region runs from base 1 to 2880 and encodes 959 amino acids. The transcript has 4 exons. Gene Ontology annotation, cellular component: cytosol; mitochondrion. Gene Ontology annotation, molecular function: heat shock protein binding. Lineage: Eukaryota; Fungi; Basidiomycota; Tremellomycetes; Tremellales; Cryptococcaceae. The record is from RefSeq and is a predicted model, not a curated record.
AUGGACGAUCUGGUCGACCUGAAUUGGUCUUCACCGCCUAAAUCGAAUCCAGUCAAAGCCCCUUCCCCUACUUCAAAUGUCAACACGCCUUUUGACUUCCUAUCUAUCUCCAAACCACUCACAGCUUCUGGACCUGCUACACCGAACUAUUACUCUUCCACCCCUUUGCGAUCCUCAACACCUUCUCAUCCCUCAGUUCAGCCCAACAAUGGACCCAGAAUCUUUGCAGCCCAUAACAUUAAACCACUCUCAAGAAGUGCUACUCCCCAACAGUCUUCCUCUCCAAUACUAUCUCAAGGCGCAGGAUCCGGAUCAGGUCUAGACGCGUUCUCAUCGUUACUAUCCAUGCCUGCAAAAACUUCUACUGUGAACAAUAAUAUGAGUAUGGCAGAGAGACAGAAAGCUCUGGAAGACGAAAAGAAGCGUAAAGAUGAGGAAGAACGGAAGAAAUUCGAAGCGGAAGGUGAAUUUUGGGAUAACUUGGGUGGUACCAGCGGUGUAGCUAGUAGUAGCAAUCAGCCGAUCGCUCCCGUCAAAAACAAACCACAAGAUGAUUUCGAUGAUUUCCUCAAACCUGCUCCUGUAUCCAACAGAAGUAAAAGUCCACUUCGGCCUCCAUCUUCAAACAGGUUUGGGUCCAAUACACCAACUUCUGGACCUUCCAAAUCAUCUUCUUCGUCUGGUUCGUUCUGGGAUAAGCAUGACAAUUCAGAUGAUCUGCUUGAUGCUCCAAGUAGCUCAAAGAGGCUACCGCAGAGCAACAUCAAUUCCGCACCUCCAGCUGAUCCAUUCGAUUUUGACGCUUUAUCCGCUUCUAUGACUCAACCUCAACCUCAACCUCAACCCAAACGUAAUGGUGGAACAGGGAAUAAACACGUCCUGGAUAUGGAUGAGGAUGACAUUCUUGGUGACUUAGGUAGACCUGUAGAUGCUCGUAAUCCUGUAAGCAUUGAGCCUGGUCCAUCUCGAGUGGAUAAACAACCUACACGAUCUGCUAUACGAGCGAUGUCUCCUCCACCUCACAUAGUAGGUCAAAUAGUCGAAAUGGGAUUUUCACCCGGACAAGCUCGACAAGCUCUGGAUCAGACUUCAACAGGAUUAGAUGUACAAGCCGCUCUCGAAAUUCUCUUGGGUGGACAAAAUUCUCGUCCCGAUUCAGGCGCAAGAAUCACAUCUCAACAGAGAAACGAGUUUGUGGAUGACGACGAAAAUGAUGAGGAUUUUGUGGAACGUGAAAGACAAAGAAGGGAAGAAGAAGAACGUGAACGUCGUAGACGGCGUCGUCAAGGACCUUCGAGAGAAUCUGUUAAAGCUCGUUCUGCUGAAGAUCGUCAACAAGAAGAAUCGGCUCAGGAACAAGCUGAAAAGAUUCUCGCUCAAGCUUCAGAACUUGGAACUAAUAUGUUCAAUAAAGCCACCAGCUUUUGGAAUAGUAGUAAAGAGAAAGCUCUGAAAGUCUACGAAGAACAGAGAAAAGUCAUGGAGGCAAACGCCGCUGCAGCUGCUAGUGCGACUGCUACAGGAGAAGGUGGAAAACCUGUAAAAGAUGGUCGACCCAAAUGGAUGACGGAGAAUCUGGAUGAUGAAUGGAAAGAUGAUAUAGGCGGAAAAGAAAAAAGUGGAUUUAGAGAUGACGAUGAUCUCGGGCAUAAUCAAGCUAGAGAUAGACCUUCAAAUAAUGCUGGACCAUCUAGAAGACAACCUGUCCCCAGCUCUUCGUCAUCAAAUGGUCGAAGUACCAAUGGCUCCUCAACAUCUGCAUAUAAGUCAUCGAAGGAGAAAGCAGACCUUCUUUUUGCCGAUGAAGCGCCAAGAUACAUAUCACCCGCCCGACAUUUGAAAAAAUCUUCUCCUGCUCCAACACAUUCGCCUGCUCCAGUGAAGCCUUUACCAUCCCGACAACUCGUCCCCGCGACAAACCAACAGCUUCAAACUUCAGCUUCGCACAAGGCAAAGGGUAACGAAUAUUUCAGACUUGGGCAAUUCGCAGAAGCUGAAUCUUCUUACACUUCUGCUAUAUCAUCCUUACCUGAAGGAAAUCUUCAUCUCAUUCCUUUGUAUAAUAACAGAGCUGCAGCAAGGUUGAAACUAGGUGACUCUGCUCCUGCAGCAGCGGACUGCACUAUCGUAAUCGACCUCAUUGGCCCAACUUAUCAUCCUUCGAAAGAGAUUCCACUACCUCCUGAAAUUUUCAAAGAAGUCAAACUUGCGGAUGGAUUGGUCAAAGCUAUGACCAAGAGGGCUCAAGCGUGGGAAAUGGGAGAGAAGUGGAAAAAUGCUGUAGAUGAUUGGGAAAAGAUCAUGGGUUUAGACAUGAAUAUGUUGAGUUCUGGAGCUAGUACUACUAGGACCUUGGCUGCGGAAGGAGCUAGGAGAUCUAAGAAGAUGCUUGAAGGAGAUGAUCGUGGUGUUAAGGCUUCCGACCUAUUUACCAGCUCCUCUUUCACUGCGCCAAAGCCAAAACCGAGAUCAAGACCUGUGGCUUCGAAUUCAAAACCUGCCGAUGUUGAUAAAUCAGCUGCAGUAUCGGAAUUAAGAGCGGCUGCAAAAGCCUUGGAAGUAGAAGAUGAACAAAGGCUCGAAUUCAAAGAUGCCAUUGAAGCUAAAUUGAACACCUGGAAGAAUGGUAAAGAAACUAAUCUGAGAGCUUUAAUAGCUUCGCUUAGUUCGGUACUCUGGGAUGAUAUUCUCAAGGGAGGAUUGAAAGUUGGAAUGCACGAGUUGAUCAGUGAGAAACAAGUCAAGAUCAAAUACAUGAAAGUUAUAGCUAGAUUGCAUCCUGAUAAACUCAAUUCGCAAAAUACCACUGUCGAACAACGAAUGUUAGCCAAUGGUGCCUUUGGAACGUUGAACGAGGCAUGGCAAGUAUUCAACAAGUAA